GGCAAAUAGCCAGAGUGAAAUAAUGAUGACAUAGUGUAAUGUAUCAUCAUGAAUCAGAUUCAUGGAGAAAGAAGACCACUACCACCGAGUUUAAGUGAUGAAGAAAGAAAAGAAGAAAAAAAUAAGUUAAACCAGACAGUUGCAGAAGAGUUGCCCCUUUCUCCCAAACUGGACAAAUUCAAACUGGCAAGAUUUUUAGCUGACAAGGCAAUCAAGGAAAAGAAAAUUUUUACCAUCUGUGGCCCUUACCCAGUAAUUCGUAGAAGUUUAAGGAAAAAAGGAUGGGUGGAGAGAAAGCUUUCCAUAAAAAGUGACUUACAGGAUGAAUGUGAUGCUGAUUGCGAAGAUGGUGGAAAGAAUGGCAAAAAAUGUGACUUGUUUGAAGACGCUUCUGGCCUUGACAGUUCAGAUGACAUUCAUGAUAUAAUGUCUCGAUUGGUAAGAAAUGAAGAGACAUCCUUUUUUUGGACUAUAAAAAAGGAUGCCAUUAAUUACCAUAACCUACAUUGUGAUCAGAUGCUGAAUCAUUAUGCAAAAACAGGCUCCUUUACAACAAAAAUUGGACUUUGUUUGAAUCUGAGACAUUUGCCAUGGUAUGUUCCAGCAAAUCCAAAUACUUUCUUCCCCCGUUGCUAUGGUAUUUGCAUGGAUGAUGAGAAACAUGCUUUUAUAGAGGACUUCAGGAAUACAGCAGCAUGUAGCAUACUCAAAUGGGUCAUCAGUCUUAAUACCUGUGAUAAAAUAACACAGAAGUCUAAAGGAAAAGUUAAUAAAGAAGAUUUAGGCCAGAAGAAAGACUCUGUAGAUUCUGAUGAUAAGGGAGUCAAACAACUUCCUGGAAAACUAAUAGACAUGGCUUGCCAGGUGUGUGAAACCUACCUUGGGCAGAUGGAACACGAGGACAUUGACACAGCAAUGGACUCUUCUGCAGUUCUUAGUGAGGAGGAAUGGAAGGAAUUAAUUGAACAGUACUACUGUCUCAUUCAUGAAGGUGCUGUCAUUUGUAGUGCACAUAAUUACAUUAUACAGUGUCAAAAGAUUCUGAGCAAAAUCAUGUCUACAAACCCGCAGCAAGACAUAGAUGGUAACCACAAUAUCUGGAUUAUUAAACCAGGAGCAAAAUCUCGUGGUAGAGAAAUAGUGUGCAAAAAUAGACUGGAUGAUAUUCUGAAGCUAGUAGAAACAACAGAUCAAUUUCCAAUAAAGGACCACAAGUGGGUGGUACAGAAGUACAUUGAGACGCCCUUGCUAAUUUAUGAUACUAAAUUUGAUAUUAGACAGUGGUUUCUUGUCACUGACUGGAACCCACUGACUAUAUGGUUCUAUAAAGAAAGCUAUCUGAGAUUUUCUACACAACGUUUCAACUUAGACAAUCUAGACAGCUCCAUUCAUCUUUGCAAUAAUUCUAUCCAAAAACAUUACAAAAAUGCUGAAGACCGCAACCCUCUAUUGCCAUGGCACAAUAUGUGGACAAGUACCAAAUUUCAGGAGUACUUACAAAAGAAAGGUCGAGGCAAUAUAUGGCGAAAUGUUAUCUAUCCAUCCAUGAAAAAAGCCAUUACUUACACCAUGAGAAUGGCUCAAGAGAGUGUUGAACCCCGGAAGAGCAGUUUUGAGUUGUAUGGGGCAGACUUUAUUCUUGGAGAAGACUUUAAACCAUGGUUGAUUGAAAUCAAUACUAGCCCAACAAUGUUCCCUUCUACACCGGUCACAGCAGAGCUAUGUGCAAAGGUACAAGAAGACACAAUUAAAAUAGUUACUGAGAAGAAGCAUGACAAAAACUGGGACACUGGAAAAUUUGAACUUCUUUGGAGGCAGCCUCUUUUGGAUCUGCCUCCAUUCCAUGUUACGGAUCUUUUUGUAGAAGGAUUUGGCAUUAAGAGAUCAAGGCAGAAAGCUGCUCCUAUCACUAAUUUUAAUUUUCUUGAAACUUUAACAAGGAUGGAACGUACAGCUCAGUGUGUCUCCCCCAAUCAUGAAAAACAAGGAGAAUUAAUAGGAACUGUAAAUGACAAGCAAAACAUGAACUUGAAAAUUGAAAAAGUUGUUUUUUGCAAUUUACCUAAGCCUUUCAAGAAGACACCAGGGAAAAGUUGUAAAGUAAGGGAUGCACACAUGAAAUCCACUGGGUAUAUAGAUUUUCCGAGCUUAGUUUUACAACCUACACAAGACAUCACAGAGAUGAAACAUGCACAGUAUAUAAACAAGGCAAAAGGAGUAACAGAUUCAAGCUUCCUCAGAGUAAAUCAGAUACCCCCUACCUUUCAAAAUGUGAAUCCCUUGGACUGGCCUUUACUUCAGCCUUCCAGAAUAUCAGGUUUGCAGAACAACAUCAAGAAGACUCCAUGCUUAGUUUGUGGAGACACUUUCCAGUUGGAGAAAACCUGUAAACACUGCAGCUCUUUUUGUGCAACAGUACUGCAAGGAAGUUCAUAUUUACCUAUGUUUUGCUCUACCUCUGAAAAGAAGGUGACAGGCAAUAAGAUAGUUCUUCAUAGCAAUGUUUUCCCUGAAAACUUAUGAUUCCAUUCUCAGUACUCCAGUUUAUGAAAAGUGUUUUUUAAACAAAAAUAGAACUGUACAAGCCUUGCAUGAGCAGAUGUUGAAGAAAAAUUAUUUGCGAUGAAUAACUCAAAGAUAAUAUUUAAAGGCCCUUGGCUGCAAGAGUUGGAGAUUUUUUGUAAACUAUGGAUACAUAGGUGACUGAUUACACAGAAGCCAAAUAACAAAGUUUACGGUUACAGCAGCUCUGUGGCCAAUAUCCUGGACACAACUGUGUGAAACAUUCAUAGAAAUACAGUGAAAUCUCUUUUUAUG
Pelodiscus sinensis (Chinese soft-shelled turtle) is the source of this 2817-nucleotide messenger RNA. NCBI's taxonomy places the organism in Eukaryota, Metazoa, Chordata, Testudines, Trionychidae. The record is from RefSeq and is a predicted model, not a curated record.